Messenger RNA from Pseudoliparis swirei, 4749 nucleotides. It is a transcript of the gene ror2, whose product is annotated as receptor tyrosine kinase-like orphan receptor 2. The record is from RefSeq and is a predicted model, not a curated record. Gene Ontology annotation, molecular function: transmembrane receptor protein tyrosine kinase activity; ATP binding; protein binding. The transcript is spliced from 9 exons. Gene Ontology annotation, biological process: cell surface receptor protein tyrosine kinase signaling pathway; multicellular organism development; positive regulation of kinase activity. The coding region runs from base 634 to 3429 and encodes 931 amino acids. NCBI's taxonomy places the organism in Eukaryota, Metazoa, Chordata, Actinopteri, Perciformes, Liparidae. Gene Ontology annotation, cellular component: signaling receptor complex.
AAUAUGCAAAUGAGGCAUUACCUAAUCACCAGAAGCCAAUCAACAAAGCCGUCCAAUGAACAUGUUGUUUAUGUUUAUGCAACACGUAAAGACCCUUCAGUCCGGACCCUGGAGACCCCUGAAGUCCUCAUUGGCUCUCCAGCCCCCGGUCCCGGCUCUAGAUGGGGCCUUUUACGCAAACGUUACCGUACGCGCGUAAAAGCGCGCGUGCGUCCGCUCCAGUUUUGUUCUUCUUCUUCUCCAACGCUCUCCUGGACCCAGAGGCCGCUGAGACCAGCAGCUCGAGGCGGACCCGCGGCCCUCGACGUGUUCUGCCGGACUACACGCACAGCCAGGGUGUGUGUGUGUGUGUGUGUUUGGGGGGGGCGAAGGGGGGGUGGGGAGGAGGAAGAUGAGCGCGCUGGUCUGGCUCUCCUCUGUGAACACGCAUCUCCGCCGCUCUCCGACUCCUGCGCCUCCUGGACGGUGCGCGUGCUCUCCGGGACCGGCUGCCGAUCUGGAACAACGAGAAGGAGGAAGACCGGGUCCAGAAGAGGAAGAGGAGGAAGAAGAAGAGGAAUAAGGAGAGGAAGUUUCGACAAAGUGGAUACGAUUAUCUUUUGGUCUCGUUGAGUGCGCGAGCAGCCCGGCGCUAUGACCCCCCUGAGGAGCUGGAUCUGGGUCCUGCUGCUGGUCCCCGACCUGGGGUGUCACGCGGCGCUCGGCCCGGCGGCGGCGGCGGCGGAGGCCGACGGCCUGGCGGAGGCUCAGAGUGGAGCGGCCCCCACAGCUGAAGGUUACUUCCUGGAGUUCCAGGAGCGGGUCAACAACAUCACCCACUUCCAGGGCCAGAUGGCCAUGCUGCACUGCAAGGUGACGGGGAACCCGCGGCCGACCAUCCGCUGGCUGAAGAACGACGCCCCCGUGGUCCAGGAGCAGGGACGCAUCACCAUCCGGAAAACAGAGGCGGGGUCCAAGCUCCGGAUCCAGGACCUGGACACCACGGACACGGGCUACUACCAGUGUGUCGCCUCCAACGCAUUCAAGGUCAUCUCGGCCACCGGCGUCCUGUACGUCAAGCUAGGACAGAUGCCCACCCGCAGCCCAGAUGAGCCGUCUCUGGAGAAAGGAUUCUGCCAGCCGUACCGCGGCAUCGCCUGCGCCCGCUUCAUCGCCAACCAGAGCAUCUACGUGGAGUCUCUGCAGAUGCAGGGCGAGAGCGAGAACCGCAUCACAGCCGCCUUCACCAUGAUCGGCACCUCCACCCACCUGUCGGACCAGUGCUCCAGCUUCGCCAUCCCGUCCUUCUGCUACUACGUGUUCCCGCUGUGCGACGAGGGCUCCCGGGCGCCGCGGCGCCGCCAGCUGUGCCGGGACGAGUGCGAGGCGCUGGAGAACGACCUGUGCCACGCCGAGUACGGCAUCGCGCGCUCCAACCCCAUGAUCCUCAUGCAGCUGGAGCUGCCCAGCUGCCAUCUGCUGCCGCAGCCCGGCACGCCCGACUCCGCCUCCUGCAUGAGGAUCGGGGUGCCGCCGGAGAAACUGGGUCCAUACUCGCCCAUGGACCACAGCUGCUACAACGGCAGCGGGGCCGACUACCGCGGCACGCUGAGCGUCACGGCGUCGGGCCACCACUGCCAGCCGUGGAGCUCCCAGUACCCCCACAGCCACCACCUGUCCCAGCACUACCCCGAGCUCUGGGGCAGCCACAACUUCUGCCGGAACCCCGGGGGCCAGGUGGAGGGGCCCUGGUGCUUCACGCUGGACCCCCAGGUCCGGAUGGACCUGUGUGACAUCCAGCCCUGCCAGGCCCCGAGCAGCCCCAGGAAGGAGAUCCUCUUCAUCCUGAUCCCGGCCAUCGCCAUCCCGCUCGUCAUCGCCUGCCUCUUCUUCCUCGUCUGCAUGUGUCGCAACAAGCAGAAGGACUCGAGCGACACGGCGCCGCGCGGCCCGCUGGGCGGCUCGGCCAACCAGGACAUGGAGCUGUCGCUCCUCAGCCAGCAGAAACACCAGGCCAAGCUGCGGGAGAUCAACAUGUCGGCGGUGCGCUUCAUGGAGGAGCUCGGCGAGGACCGGUUCGGCAAAGUCUACAAGGGCCACAUGUACGGCACGGCGCCCGGCGAGCAGACCCAGGUGGUGGCCAUCAAAAUGCUGAAGGACAAGGUCGACGCCCCGCUCUGCGACGACUUCCGCCACGAAGCCGCGGUGCGCGGCCACAUCCAGCACCAGAACGUGGUGUGUCUGCUGGGCUCCGUCACCAAGGAGCAGCCCAUGAGCAUGAUCUUCUCCUACUCCAGCCUCGGGGACCUCCACGAGUACCUGGUGAUGCGCUCCCCCAACUCGGACGUCGGCAGCUCGGACGACGGCAAGACGGUCAAGUCCACGCUGGAGCAGGCGGACUUCCUCCACGUCAUCACCCAGGUGGCCGCGGGGAUGGAGUACCUCUGCAGCCAGCAGCUGGUCCACAAAGACCUCGCCGCCCGCAACAUUCUGGUCUUCGACAAGCUGAGCGUGAAGAUCCUGGACCUGGGCCUGUUCAGAGACGUGUACUCGGCCGACUACUACAACCUGGUGGGCGCCAGCCCCUUCCCCAUUCGCUGGAUGUCCCCGGAGGCCGUCAUGUACGGCAAACUCUCCACCGACUCCGACAUCUGGUCCUACGGCGUCCUGCUGUGGGAGACCUUCAGCUACGGCCUGCAGCCGUACUGCGGCUACUCCAACCAGGACGUGAUCGAGAUGCUGCGCGGCCACCAGCUGCUGUCCUGUCCGGACGACUGCCCGUCCUGGAUCUACACCCUCAUGCUGGAGUGCUGGAGCGAGUUCCCGGCGCGGCGGCCGCGCUUCAAGGACAUCCACUCGCGCCUGCGCUCCUGGGAAAGCCUGUCCAACUACAACAGCUCGGCCCAGACGUCCGGCACCAGCAACACCACCCAGACCAGCUCCCUGAGCACCAGCCCCGUGAGCAACCUCAGCAUGAGCGCCGCCAGCGCGUCUCGCUACGCCAGCCCCAAGAAGAGCCUGCCCUUCCACCAGCCCCAGUUCCUGAAGGGCCCGAUGCACCGGCCCAUGGUGCCGCAGCAGCUCUACAUCCCCGUCAACGGGUACCACCCCAUGCCGGCGUACCCCUACCUCCAGAACUUUUACCCCAUGCAGAUGCCCAUGCCGAUUGCCCACCAGCAGAUGCACCACCCGCCGCAGAUGGUGGCCAAAGCCGGCUCUCACCACAGCGGCAGCGGAUCCACGUCGACGGGCUACGUCACCACGGCGCCGUCCAACACCUCCGUCACGGAGCGAGCGGCGCUGCUCAGCGAGGACUCCAAGACCCACGACGAGGACUCGGCCGACAGGCCCGACCAGAACAAGGACCUGUUAGUGCCUGAAACGGAACUGCUAGGGGACGGCGACCCGCCCCAGACGGAGGAGCUGGGCCUCCACCUGUCGGACUCUUAGGGCUCCGCCCGGGGCCAGGGGGGCGGAGUCUCUCUGGGCUGGCCAGCAUGUCGUGAGCCGUGUUGAGGGGGCGGGAUGCUCCGGGAGGUUCUGGAUGGCGCUGCCACAGAUUUGAAUGUCAUGUUUGGACCUCUCAGAGUCCGCCGACUGCUUCCAGACCUCCGCUGUCCUCCUUCUCUUCUCCUUCUCUUCUCUUCUCCUUCUCCUCUCCAUCUCUUCUCCUUCUCUUCUCCUUCUCUUCUCCUUCUCUUCUUGCCGUUGCUGUGCAACACAAAACAUUUCCUCAUCCACGAGAACUUCUGAGGUAGUUUGAUGAGAGUUCCCUUCAGGCCGUUCAGUGGGAGGAGCCAACACUUCCAUGGGAGGAGCCAACGCUUCAGUGGGAGGAGCCAAUGCAACAACACCUCGGAUAACACCAGAACCUUCUGCUUGUCCAGAAUAUAGUGAUACAGUCCCUUCUUCUUCUUCUUCUUCAUCUUCUUCAUCUUCUCCUUCUUCUUCGUCAUUUCCUUCUUGAUCUUCUUCUUCAUCUUCUUCUUAUUUUUCUUCAUCAUCAUCAUCUUCUUCCUCAUCUCCUUCUUCUUCAUCUUCUCCUUCUCCUUCUUCAUCUUCUUCAUCUUCAUCUUCUUCAUCUGCCCCCCUCCUGCAGUGCCGUUGUGUUUACUUUGAGACCGACUCUACUGGAUCUGAACCCAGAUGUCGUCAGUAGAAUCUUUCUGGUGCUUGUUUUGAGGUUCUUCUCCUCUGGAUUGAUGGAUUGGUGGAUUGAUGGAUUGAUCGAUUGUGAAAGCCUCAAUCAAAGAUCAAUAGAUCAAUAUGAUGAAUACUUAUGCUGUAGGAGUUAAUAGUAAUUAUACUCACUGGCAAAAACCAAGAAUGAGACCCGAGAACCUCUUUAAACCAACGUGUCUCCACGGCGUUGACCUCUGAACUCUGAUCACCAAACUCUGCAGACUUUUAUAAUGAUGUACUGUUUGAUUAUAUUUGUUUAUAGUUUUUUACUUUUUGGUGAAGAUUCCUCCGCCUGAUGUUAGUACAAUGUCCUCUCCACCACAUGUUUGCUUUGUUUAGGUAGAUGUUUUUUGCUUUCCAUAUAAUGUUUACAUCCAUCUAGUGAAGAAGACAAUAAAUAAAACCAGAGCAAUAAAAUAGAGUAUUUCUCCUGGAUAAGAGGAGAACGUGGAUUAUAAUGUGUCAUUGCAUGUGCAGAUCGUCUAAUAUAUGGUACACUGCACAGUCAAGUUACAUUAGGCCAACACAUAUACUUUGUACUGAAGAAAUACUUGUAUUGCUAAUCCUAAUAAAAUAAUGUAAACAUCA